AUGGCCAAAGUCCCUGACCUCUUUGAAGACCUGAAGAACUGUUACAGUGAAAAUGAAGAAUACAGUUCUGAAAUUGACCAUCUGUCUCUGAAUCAGAAGUCCUUCUAUGAUGCAAGCUAUGAACCACUUCAUGAGGACUGCAUGGAUAAAUUUAUAUCUCUGAAUACCUCUGAAACCUCUAAGACAUCCAAGCUUACCUUCAAGGAAAAUGUGGCGAUGGUGUCAGCCAACGGGAAGAUUCUGAAGAAGAGACGGUUGAGUUUAAAUCAGUUCAUCACCAAUGAUGACCUGGAAGACAUUACCAAGGAUACAGAAGAAGAAAUCAUCAAGCCCAGAUCAGCACAUUCCAGCUUCCAGAGGAACAUGAAAUACAACUUUGUGAGGGUCAUCAGACAACAAUGCAUUCUGAAUGACGCCCUCCAUCAAAGUAUAGUUCAAGAUUCGUCGGGUCAAUACCUCACGGCUGCUGCAUUAAAUAAUCCGGAUGAGGCAGUGAAAUUUGACAUGUGUGCUUAUACACCAGAAGAGGAUCAUCAAUGUCCUGUGACUCUAAGAAUCUCAGAAACUCUACUGUUUGUGUGUGCUCAAAACGAAGACGAACCCAUAUUGCUAAAGGAGAUGCCUGAGAUACCCAAAACCAUCGAAGAUGAGACCAAUCUCCUCUUCUUCUUGGAAGAGCAUGGCACUAUGUGCUACUUCAAAUCAGUUGCCAAUUCAGAGUUGUAUUUGGCCACAAAGCAAGAAAAACUGGUGCACCUGGCAAGGGGCCUGCCCUCUAUCACUGACUUUCAGAUGUCGGAAAACCAGCCUUGA
Messenger RNA from Eubalaena glacialis (North Atlantic right whale), 813 nucleotides. It is a transcript of the gene IL1A, whose product is annotated as interleukin 1 alpha. Gene Ontology annotation, cellular component: extracellular region. Gene Ontology annotation, molecular function: interleukin-1 receptor binding; cytokine activity. Gene Ontology annotation, biological process: inflammatory response; positive regulation of immature T cell proliferation in thymus; immune response. The transcript has 6 exons. NCBI's taxonomy places the organism in Eukaryota, Metazoa, Chordata, Mammalia, Artiodactyla, Balaenidae. Bases 1 to 813 code for a protein of 270 amino acids. The record is from RefSeq and is a predicted model, not a curated record.